AUGUUUAAUACCUCAAACAAUACCAACAACAACAACAGCAAUGGUGGCAUCACUUCUUUUUUAAAACUGAAAUGGAGAACUUCAACAAAAUAUAACAUAAAGCCUAGAUUACCCAACACGGUAGACGACAUAGAACGAGACUGGGUUAGACAUAACGCUCUUAAGCUGGCUUUUGAGAACGAUUUUAAAGCACCUAUUGAGAGAUUAUUACAAGCAGGUGGUAGUGAAGUAUUGGAUAUUGGCUGUGGUGCUGGCUUUUGGACAACAGAUAUGGCAGCUCGUUUUCCGCUUUCUUAUUUUAUUGGUCUUGAUAUUGAUAAAAAUGUACUGCCGACAAGUCCUUGUGGAAGAAAUGUAUUAUACCAACACAUGGACUUGAUUGAACUUCCUUUACCAUUUGAAGAUGCAACAUUUGAUUAUGUCUUUGUACGCUCAAUGCUGAGCACCAUGCCUGAUCAUCUAUGGGAUGAUGUAUUAAAAGAGCUUAUAAGAAUCAUGAAAAAGGGUGCUUAUAUUGAAUGUGUAGAAGCAUAUGAUAACUUAUUUGAUACCGGACCUUCCAUGAAUAUCCUUAUAGAACUGGUACUUAGAUCAACACAACAACCUCCAUAUUCCCCAACCAAAGAGAAUAGCAGAAACCCAUGGCCGAAUCGACUUGCCAACAUCAGUCAGUUGAUGGGGAUGCGAAUCCAUCAUACACAUACACCCGUCGGCUUUCACGGCGGAGAAAUAGGUGCACUCUUAUUAGAGUACUGGGAGCGAAUGAUUAGUAGUUAUAGAGAUGAAUGGAUAGCUAACAAGUGGAUAGAUGAAGAAGAACUAGAAAAGACAAUAGAACUCAUGAAAGAAGAAGUGGAAGAGCACAACACGUAUAUGUCAUGGUAUUCUGUCGUCGCUCGGAAAAAAGGCUAUGCAGGGCCAGUACUUCAAUUUGAUGAUGUGGAUGAUGACGGCACUGUUUAUACAACGACAUGUUGUUAA
Rhizopus microsporus ATCC 52813 is the source of this 981-nucleotide messenger RNA. Its product is annotated as S-adenosyl-L-methionine-dependent methyltransferase. The record is from RefSeq and is a predicted model, not a curated record. Lineage: Eukaryota; Fungi; Mucoromycota; Mucoromycetes; Mucorales; Rhizopodaceae. The transcript has 4 exons. The coding region runs from base 1 to 981 and encodes 326 amino acids.